Molecule: messenger RNA, 816 nt
Organism: Malassezia japonica
Lineage: Eukaryota; Fungi; Basidiomycota; Malasseziomycetes; Malasseziales; Malasseziaceae
Exons: 3
Coding region: 1-816 (271 amino acids)
Biological process (GO): tRNA modification
Molecular function (GO): RNA binding
Source: RefSeq, a predicted model, not a curated record
AUGGAGCUGGUCGAUGUGAUGGACGAGCACUGCCGCGCGCUGUACGGCACCGGCGAUGCGCCCGUUGUGGACGAAGAUGAUAUGGAUGCGCUGAGGAAUGGAGCGCCGCCCGCCGCGGCGCCUCCUCCUCCGGCCGCCGACGACAUUGAAGCGCAGAUCCGCGGCGAGUUGGCUCAGCUGCGUGCUCCCAAGACGCGUUCGACGCGCCUCGUGUCCCUCGAGACGGACACCGAGUGCCUGUGUUUUAUCAAGUGUGCGCCGCCCGUGGAUGCAGGGCGAGUCAUCCGGCGCGUGUUGGAAGACGUUGAAAAGACGGGCGAGUCGCGUUCUCGGUUCGUCCAGCGCCUCGCGCCUGUCAACACGCUCUGCCGCGCCGAGACCGAGGCGAUCCGGACGGCUGCGACGCAUGUCCUGCCGCGUUUCUUUACGUCGGAGCGCCCGAGGACGUAUCGUAUUGAGCCCCGUAUCCGCUCGCACACUUCGCUGUCGCGCGACACGCUCAUCCCCCUGAUUGCCUCGUGCAUCCCCGACAAUGCGGCGCACCGCGUGGACCUCGCCAAUGCCGAGAUUGUGAUUCUCGUCGAGGUGCUCAAGAAUGUGUGUGGAAUCGGUGCGAUGGAAGACUACGAGCGGCUCGGCAAGCUCAAUGUCCAGACGCUCGCGCAGCGUGCCCAGAACCUCGCACCGUCGCGUGUCGGCGACGGCAAGGCGAAGAAAGACGAGGACGCGGCGGAGCAGGAAAAGGUCACCGAGACUCUUACGCACGACGUGCCUCGGGCGGCGGAUGCCGAGGUGGAGAGCGCACAAGACCCCUGA